AUGGUUUCGAUGCCGACGCUGGAGGAUCUGGCGGCCCUUUGGGACCUUCCUUGCAAGAGCGAGCAGGCGCGGGCGAAGAGUGGCGAGGGCGCAGCCGUUGCUGAGCGGCAACUGAGCGGCCAGCAGGAAAGCCCUUCCACGUGCAAUUGGUCUGUGCAAGCGGAAUCGCUGCAGUUGCACAAGAGUUCAGAGUUCAGAGCCACUGUUGAGCGAUACCUUAGCCAGAAGCGGAAGAGCCCUUCGAAGCAGAGCUCGCCUGCUGCCACAAGUCCAAGUCCGGCCAAGAGGCCGAAGCAGGAGCUGACUGCCACCGCCGAAGCAAAGCUGCGCUGGCGGGACCUCCUCCAAGACAGCGACGAUUCGGACUCGGACGAGUCCGAUUCCCCGCGCGACACCGAAAGGCUUGUGCGCCGCUUUUCGCAGGAGCAGGAACUGAGCGAAGACAGUGACAGUGAGGACAGCGACAGUGACAGCGAUUCCUGUCUGCCCUCGAAGCAGGCCUUGACAGCCAAACCACAGGUGUGUGAACGGCGCCUGUUCUCCGACAGCGACGAUUCGGAUGCAGACGAGUCUGAUUCCCUGCACGACGCCGUAGGUUUUCUGGCCUACUUCUGA
Molecule: messenger RNA, 615 nt
Organism: Penaeus chinensis
Lineage: Eukaryota; Metazoa; Arthropoda; Malacostraca; Decapoda; Penaeidae
Product: suppressor protein SRP40-like
Exons: 1
Coding region: 1-615 (204 amino acids)
Source: RefSeq, a predicted model, not a curated record